GGAGUAAAGAGAAUAAAUCACAUUUAGUAAUUUGAGUAAAAUCACAUCUAGAACCCGCACUUAUCUUAACAACAACAACAACAACAGUGUCGGUAGCAUUGUUUUUAACGAGCCUUUCCCUUCUCUGCUUCUCCCGGGGUUUCUGUGGCACGACGCUCCUUACGUUUACAAAAUGAUGAAAAGCUACUUUAACAAGUAGAGAAAAUGUUGAUAGUUGAUUGACAAUCAGAACCAUGAACAGCAGCACUGUGUGUGACGCCCUCAGCAGUGGCAUGUCCAGAUCUUUUUAAAUGGGGUGGCCCAGGUGAGGCACAGCUUUGUGUAUGGGUGGCACCAAUUGUUAUGCUUUUUUUUUGUGUUUUACCCCCAAGCCUUUUGUGGACAAUGAAAAGCCUAUUUAAAAGUAAAUUAGUGUGGUGGCACCUGGGGUGGCCAAUCAGAUUCCAAGGGUGGCAUGCAUGUCCAGGCCACUCCCUGGACACGCCCCUGACCCUCAGACGUACAAAGACACCUUUCUGCUGUCCGUUAAUAUUAAACUGGGGGAUAAAACAUUGAUUAUCCCUUUAGCCUUGUUUUUCUUAUUAUCAUGUCAAUUCCAAUAGGGAAGACCAAACUGAAAGACUCAAUGCGCACAAAUCACACAUUGGACUUAAAACGUUUUCUUCAAUAACCUCAGUAAUACCUCUAACACGACGCUAUAUUGUCCACGUAAAGAAGAUUUUCCUUAAAUGUGCACGUUAAACCGUUUUUAUACAUUAGCUGUAGAAUCAGCCAUUCAUAAUUAAAUAAUCCUCUAAAUUAACUUCCUGUUCUUUGUGGCAUCUGAUCAGACUUAGUGGAGUUUUACAGCUUCUGAAAUAAUAAUAUCCACGUUUCCGAGGAGGCGUUGACCCUAACCCAGAUUCUCACAAUAGUUAAAGGUCAUAAGAAAAGAGUCUCAUCAGACCAAAUAGAAGCAACACAGAGGGCUGAAAACAAAAAAAGGUUCAAACACUGAACAAUUCUGUGAAAAUGAUAUAAAAACUUAAAUCUCUGGGGAAGAAAAACCGAAUCCUCACUGGUUCAUUUGUUGUAGAAUGAAUGAAGAAGUGAAUGAGAAAGUGAUAUGGGCUAAAAAAGGAUCUUACUGGGAAGUUCAACCGUCAACCAACAAUACAGUUGGAGAAGAUAAAGGACGUGACGCAGCUAACUGGUAGGAUAUAAGGGACAGAAGCAGAGGACUCCACACUUAACCUGAUCCAGAUAGGAAGUAAGUUUUCUGUGGUUUCUUACUUAAUUAGUGAAUUUAGAAGUCUUCCUUUUCCUGUAAAAACAUUUAAAAUGACCAAAAAUGGCUGAAUGUUUUUAAAACGGUUGUUUAUUGGCAGAACGUAUUUAUUGUGUAACUGAUCCUGGUACCUUGACUUUGUGUUUUAGAUCUCCGCUCUGCGAUCAUGAAGGUUCUCUGUGUCUCUCUGGCACUUUGCCUGGUCCUGACCACGAGUCGAGCUGGUCCCAUAAACUCUACUGCCCCCCCUUACACGAAGGGCCCUUUCUCUUACCAAGGGAACUUUCCUACCAACGCAGAGCCCUCCCCUGCUGAACCAGACAACCCCCCUACUUAUCAGGUUAUGGUUUCUGCCCAGGGAAACUUCACUGCUCCCUCAGAAUACCAUCCUACUGGCUUUGGUGGUUUGUGCAAGACGCUGCAGCAGCAGAACUGCAAACCCUCACUGGGAGCGUUCUGCCCACAAUGUGAUGACAAAGGGAACUUCCUCCCCGUGCAAUGCAUUGGGUCGACUGGGUACUGCUGUUGCGUCAACACCUUCACCGGGAAGAUUAUCCCCGGCACAUUAACGCCACCAGGAACCAAACCACUGAACUGUGAAAAGUUUGCAGAAAAUACAGAUGGGGACAUUGAUGAAGAUUCACAUGAGAAAAAAGAAAAGCACCACAAAAAGGAAAAUGAGAAGUCCGAAGAGGAGGAUUCAGAUGAGGACUCCGAUGAAGAUUCAGAAGAAGAUUCUGAUGAGGAUUCGCAUGAGAAAAAAGAAAAGCACCACAAAAAGAAAAAGUCAGAAGAAGAGGAUUCAGAUGAGGACUCCGAUGAAGAUUCAGAUGAGGAUUCAGAUGAAGAUUCAGAUGAAGAUUCUGAUGAGGACUCGCAUGAGAAAAAAGAAAAGCACCACAAAAAGAAAAAGUCAGAAGAAGAGGAUUCAGAUGAGGACUCCGAUGAAGAUUCAGAUGAGGAUUCAGAUGAAGAUUCAGAUGAAGAUUCUGAUGAGGAUUCACAUGAGAAAAAAGAAAAGCACCACAAAAAGAAAAAGUCCGAAGAAGAGGAUUCAGAUGAGGACUCCGAUGAAGAUUCAGAUGAGGAUUCAGAUGAAGAUUCUGAUGAGGAUUCACAUGAGAAAAAAGAAAAGCACCACAAAAAGAAAAAGUCCGAAGAAGAGGAUUCAGAUGAGGACUCCGAUGAAGAUUCAGAUGAAGAUUCUGAUGAGGAUUCACAUGAGAAAAAAGAAAAGCACCACAAAAAGAAAAAGUCCGAAGAAGAGGAUUCAGAUGAGGACUCCGAUGAAGAUUCAAAUGAGGAUUCAGAUGAAGAUUCAGAUGAAGAUUCUGAUGAGGAUUCACAUGAGAAAAAAGAAAAGCACCACAAAAAGAAAAAGUCCGAAGAAGAGGAUUCGGAUGAGGACUCCGAUGAAGAUUCAGAUGAGGAUUCAGAUGAAGAUUCUGAUGAGGAUUCACAUGAGAAAAAAGAAAAGCACCACAAAAAGAAAAAAUCCGAAGAAGAGGAUUCGGAUGAGGAUUCCGAUGAAGAUUCAGAUGAGGAUUCAGAUGAAGAUUCAGAUGAGGACUCGCAUAAGAAGAAAGCAAAGCACCACAAAAACAAAAAGUCAGAAGAAGAGGAUUCCGAUGAAGAUUCCGAUGAAGAUUCUGAUGAGCAUUCGCAUGAGAAAAAAGAAAAGCACCACCAAAAGAAAAAGGAAAAGUCAAAAGAAGAGGAUUCAGGUGAGGACUCCGAUGAAGAUUCCGAUGAGGAUUCUGAUGAAGAUUCCAAUGAGGAUUCUGAUGAAGAUUCCGAUGAGAAAAAAGAAAAGCACCACAAAAAGAAAAAGUCAGAAGAUGAGGAUUCCGAUGAAGAUUCAGAUGAGGACUCCGAUGAAGAUGCAGAAGAAAAGAAAAAGUGCCCAGAAGAUUGGUACAAUUUUGAAGAUCAGUGUUUUAUCUUCAUUGAGACUGAGAAGACUUGGGCCCAAGCCGAGUUUUACUGUCAGUAUGAUGGAGCCAACCUGGCAUCAGUCCACAGUUUAGAAGAAAAUGUCUUCGUCCAGUCUUUGACCAGAGGAGACUCUCACAACUUCCCAGAAACCUGGCUUGGAGGAACUGAUGCUAUACAUCCUGACUUUUGGCUGUGGACGGACGGCUCCAGCUUCCAGUAUGAAAACUGGCAGGAUGAUGAUCACAAGGAUAAGGAUGCACACUGUCUGAAGACCAACUAUGAAUUGAAGUUGAAGUGGACGGCUGCUCCCUGCAACCAAACUCUGCCUUUUGUCUGCUCCAAGAGUAGACAGCUUUCUUCUGGAAACAUCUACAACUGCACGCUUUAUUUUGACGUGCACUUGGAGGAAGUGCACAUUAAGGGCUCAAGUGUACGCAAAGAUGGCUGGGUGUUCAGAAGGAAAUGCCCAGAGUUGGUAAAACUCAGUGACACAAGCUAUGGCAGUAGCCAGAAGACAUGGUUACAUUUCAGGAUUACAGGACUGACAUUCUGUCAUCAACUAUGGCGUGACUUAAUGGAGAAUGCCAAACAGAGCAAUGAAGGGAAGCAGAGGACUCCACACAUUGAUCCAGAAGAGAAUUGUGUUUUAGAUCUCCACUCAGUGAUCAUGAAGGUUCUUGGUGUCUCUCUGGCACUUUGCCUGCUCCUGACCACGAGUCAAGCCGGUCCCUUAAACUUCACCUUCCCCAUUUACACAAAGACCCUUCCUCCUGACCCAGAGAACACAGAGCCUCCGCCUGCUGAACCAGAUGGCCCACCCACUCACCUCGAUGGCCCAUUAACUCACCCAGACAACUCCUCCACCCACAUCACAGCUGCUGUGUCUGCCCAAGGCAUCCCUGCCUCAGAUCUCCCUCCCACCAACGUAACAGGUAACUGCACAGAGCAGCAGCUGGACUGUAAGCCCUUAUGCGGAACGUUCUGCCCAAAGUGCGAUGACAAAGGGAACUUCCUCCCACUGCAAUGCAGUGGGUCUACUGGACACUGUUGGUGCGUCAACGCCAUCACCGGAGAGGCAGUCCCCGGCACAGCAGCACAACCAGGGUCAGAACCAGUGAUCUGUGAGCCUGAGAAUGAGAGUGAAGAAGGAAAUCACGAGAAAAUAAAAAAGGAAGAGUCUCAAGAAGAAGAUUUGGAUGACCAAAAAGGAAAGUAUGACAAGAAGAAAAGGGAGAAGUCAAAUGAAGAGGAUAAUGAUGAAGAUUCUGAUGAAGACUCCGAUGAAGAUUCUGAUGAAGAUUCCGAUGAGGACAACUGCCCAGAGGAAUGGUCCAGCUUCCAGGAUCAGUGUUAUAUCUACAUUGAGACUGAGAAGAGUUGGGCCGAAGCCCAGUUUUACUGUCAGUUUGACGGAGCCAACCUGGCAUCCGUCCACAGUCCUGAGGAGAACGUCUUCGUCCAGUCUUUGACCAGAAGAGGCGCUCACAACUUCCCAGAAACCUGGCUUGGAGGAACUGAUGCUCUACGUCCUGAAUUUUGGUUGUGGAUUGAUGGCUCCAACUUCCACUAUGAAAACUGGAAGCAUGACGAUCACAAGGGUGAAAAUGAGCACUGUCUGAAGAUGAAUUAUGAAUUCAAGUUGAAGUGGACGGCUGCUCCCUGCAACCAAACUCUGCCUUUUGUCUGCUCCAAGAGCCUCAAAGACGACAAUGACUAACAUCUGAGAAGAAACCGAAUGCAUGAAUCUGACAGCAAACGCUCAUGUUUAAAAAUAAAUAAAUCUGCACCCGACAUCAGUUACGAGAACCCUUUCCUCAUGUAACAAUUUAAUGAUUGAACUAAAAUAAAGUAUGGAAUCAUUGUGUUAUGUUGUGAAAUAGAUAAGUGAAGAAUGAGAAUAUGGACAAAACACUCCCACAUUUAAUAGCUCUGCCUGCAAGUUUAAAAUGUGUUUUCAUCC
Molecule: messenger RNA, 5162 nt
Organism: Nothobranchius furzeri (turquoise killifish)
Lineage: Eukaryota; Metazoa; Chordata; Actinopteri; Cyprinodontiformes; Nothobranchiidae
Product: serine-aspartate repeat-containing protein F
Molecular function (GO): signaling receptor activity
Source: RefSeq, a predicted model, not a curated record